AGACGACCUCUACAGACUGCGAGACAGAAAGUUUUUAUUAGAGGAUAAAAAGCGCCUUUGCGCGUUGGCUUUGGGGACUGCUCUGCUCGGGAUACUGCUCACGAUAAUCCACGCCGAGAUAUGUCCCCUCGUUUAUAAACCGCAUCACAUAUCGUCAUCAUCAUCAUCAUCAUCAUCAUCAUGUGGAGAUAAAGCCUGUUAACCAUUGGGCGCAGUGACAUGUCCUACUCAACUGCUGUUUUCGAGGACAAGUGAUCUGCAGGCUUUUGUUCAUCUCUGACAGUUUAUCAGCCACACUUGUCUUGUACAGUGUCUACCUCAUCAGCACAGAUCCAACCAAGAAAUCUCCAACAUUGGGAUCAUCUGAUGCAGUGUUUGAUCUGGUCACUCUUACUAUAAUGAUAACAAAACGUGGUAUUAACUAAACCUUCAAAUCUUUUACCUGCUAUGACUGUCCCACUGCACCAGUAUAUUAUUCUUGUAGGUUCCUUUUUUCAAGCAUAUUAUAGAUUAUAGAUACCUCUAGUUCCACGAGCACAAGAAUCUACAUGAAAGCUAAUGAAACCACACCGACUAACAAACCAAAUAAGAACAUUUAGGUCAGACCAGCUUCUUUUGCACUGGAUUCAGUUUUGGCCACUUUUUUCUGUUGCUAUGCCUUGGGUGGCCUUUACUGGUUGACGGUGGCUCGAUGUAUGAGAAACAAUCUGUGUUAAGGUUAACCCAGAUUAGGUUCACCGGGCUUGAAUGUUACAAAAACAGUUUUAGAAACUCGGCAAGAAACAUGUUGUUGAACUCUCUGUUAUGGAAUGUGGUGAAAUGUUGAGCUUUUGUGGGGUCUUCUAAUUAGCCCUGGACGAAAUACAGACAUAAUGUGGAUGCUACAAAGAAACUGUGGAAAAUGGCGUACUUUGCCAAUGGACGUCACACCAUACCACCUACACGCUCAAGUUUCCUCAAGUUUGAAAGGCUCAAACAUUGCCUUAUUCAUCAACUGUUCCAUCAGCCUGUCUACUGGGUGUCUCCUGAUCCUCAUUAUAGCUUUCCAUUAUAAGGACAUCAGGCUGUUUGUCAUUGACCACAACCAGGUGGACUGGCGUAUUGCCAUGACCAGCCACAGGGUGCUUAUGAUCACUCUGGAGCUGAUGGUCUGUGUCAUCCAUCCUGUUGGCACAUACUGUGAGGUGGGCCUCCACGCCAACUCCUCUUCCUCAGCUCCACUCUGUGUGUCCAACCACCAUGGCCUGAUGAACAUGGAGCUGCUGUUAUCAGUGCUGAUGUUCCUCCGCUUGUACUUGGUACACAGAGCCAUCUUGCUGCAUAGCAAAGUGCUGCUGAGCGCCUCCUACAGGAGCAUUGGCUCGCUCAACAACAUCAACUUCACGUUCCGCUUCGUACUCAAGAUACUGAUGAACAAAUACCCGGCGCGCACGCUGCUGGUCUUCAUCCUCUUCUUCUGGCUCACUGCGUCCUGGAUGCUUACUUUGUGUGAGAGGCAGACCCAAGCAACAGCAACAGGCCAAAUGAACACGGCUAUGUGGCUCAUAGCCAUUACCUUCCUCACAGUGGGCUAUGGGGAUGUGGCCCCCAAAACCAGCUGUGGCAAGGCGGUGUGUCUCUUCACUGGAGUCAUGGGUGUAGCCUGCACUGCCAUGUUGGUGGCAGUUGUUACCAAGAUGCUGGCGUUGAACAAAGGAGAGAAACAUGUGCACUUCUUCAUGUUGGACAUCCAGAUCUCUAAAAGGAUUCGCCACGCUGCUGCUAAUGUGCUGAGGGAAUGCUGGCUUCUGCACCGUGCAAACCUGACAAAGGGCAACUGUGGUGAGCACCGAAGACACCAGAGAUGCCUUCUGGAAGCCAUCAGAGUAUUUCGGCAUUUACGCCUCAAACAAAAAAAGCUGAGAGAUUACGUCAGUGAGAUGGUGGACCUCCCGAAGAUGCAGAUGAUCAUGUGCGACCUCAGUGCCAAUUGGAAUAACUCCUAUCGGGAGCUGGAGCUGCGGAUCCUCUCCAUGGAGCAGAAACUGGACGAGCUGAGUCACUGCUUCCAACAAACCUCAGAGAUGCUAUCUCAGGUCCUACGUCACCGCAACCCAGAGAUCAGGUGACAUGGCUACAAACACUUAUUACGGCGACAGAUAAUUGUCUGCAGUGCUUUUAUCUACAGUAUCCAUGAAAGUGAGAGGGUGAAUCCUCUCCACCUAGAGCUGCUCCAGACUCUUAACAUGCUGAACCACUUGGGAGGACUGGCAUACCUACCAACUAUCUCAUCUUCUGGCCCUGUGCUGAAUGCACGGCACAAUGACUCAUGGCUGCAAAAUUAUACAGAUAAAAUAAGACUCACAGCGCAUUUUGAGGAAAUCUCUUGUUUUUUUCAGCAGUUAUGUGUGAGAGUGUACAAAGAACUGAAUUAAUCUUAAACAAGGACUGUGGAGAGCUUACACACUGCCAAAGGCUCCAGAACUUGAUCUCUUAACUGCAUUUUGUAAAGUUUCAAUGAUGGAUUUCAUCACUGCCUUAUUCCUGUGGAAUAAGAUGCAUAUUUUUAUAUGUUAUUAUAUAUAUAUAUUAAAAUAAAAACUCUUGCAAAUCAUUUCAUUAACAGACAGUUUAAUGGUUAAAUUGUUGAUUAUGUUUCACAAACAGGCUUAUAUAAUGCAAUCUGUAACAAUUCCUCAUUGUUCCGCUUUCCUCCAAGUGAAUUGUGAAUGAAAUGGUGUUUUGAUGCUCAACCAAGAGAAGAAACUUAAAUUUAAGUGUUGUGGGGAAACACCUUUAUUUAAAACUGUAAAUCCUUGGGCUUUUUAUGGGAUGUCCACUGAAACUCAUAGAUUAAUGUGUACAGUGUAAGGUUGUAAUUGUCUGAUGCAGGAAAACAGUUAACACCUGCUCUGGGAAUGUGAGUUGUUUUGUUUUUUUUAGUACCCAAACAGCACCAUCUAGUGGAUGAAUUAAAUACACAUAAUAUUGCAGAACGUGACUUCAGAACCAUGAAGAUUAUAUAACAAUAAAAAAAAAGUAAUAUGCUAUUUUCAACUUGAAUACCGAGACCUCUACAUGUCUCACAGGGAAACAGCAUUUGAAAUCAGCUGUAGUGAAAACAAAUCUGGAAAAACAAGAGGACUCAGAAACUCCCAUACAAACCUCACUGUUAAGAAUGCACUUUGUGUGAAACAUUUGCAAAACUGGAUCAACUCUCUGGAGGAUAAACUGGAGUGUUUUUCAUUUAAUCCAUACUGAACAAAGUGCUUUGUGGGUUAAUUUGUUCUCUGGUGUGUCGUCAAAAGAAUUAAUGACUUGUUCCAACAUUGUUUACUAUGUAUCAUUUGCUCAUGGUGAAAACAUGUUAACAUCCAGGACACGCUUAUAAUUAAAAUCCAUUAAGAAUUAA
This is a messenger RNA of Cottoperca gobio, 3391 nucleotides long. RefSeq names its product potassium intermediate/small conductance calcium-activated channel, subfamily N, member 4 (gene kcnn4). Bases 873 to 2108 code for a protein of 411 amino acids. The transcript is spliced from 11 exons. Gene Ontology annotation, molecular function: small conductance calcium-activated potassium channel activity; calmodulin binding. Gene Ontology annotation, biological process: potassium ion transport. Gene Ontology annotation, cellular component: membrane. NCBI's taxonomy places the organism in Eukaryota, Metazoa, Chordata, Actinopteri, Perciformes, Bovichtidae. The record is from RefSeq and is a predicted model, not a curated record.